Messenger RNA from Empidonax traillii (willow flycatcher), 9747 nucleotides. It is a transcript of the gene COL7A1, whose product is annotated as collagen type VII alpha 1 chain. The transcript has 114 exons. The record is from RefSeq and is a predicted model, not a curated record. Gene Ontology annotation, molecular function: serine-type endopeptidase inhibitor activity; protein binding. Bases 7 to 8811 code for a protein of 2934 amino acids. Lineage: Eukaryota; Metazoa; Chordata; Aves; Passeriformes; Tyrannidae.
CCCACAAUGAGUGGCCAGCUCCUGUUCCUGGCUGUGCUCCCUGUGCUCCUGGGUCCCCUGCCUGCCAUGGCGCAGAAGAGGAGCCAAGCCGUGUGUGAGGAUGUGCUGGAGGCUGACAUCGCCUUCCUGGUGGACGGCUCGUCCAGCAUCGGCAGGAACAACUUCCGCACCGUCCGCACCUUCAUGGAUGACCUCGUGGCGCCCUUCGUGCAGGUGGUGGGUGAGAAGGCGGUGCGCUUCGCCGUGGCACAGUACAGCGAUGACCCACGGGUGGAGUUCACCUUCUCCCAGCACACUGACGGUGCAAGUGUCCGGAGGGCCAUCCAGCAGCUGAGCUACAAGGGCGGCAACACGCGGACUGGUGCUGGCUUCCGCUAUGUUGCUGACAACUUCUUUGGCCCCACACAGCUCCGGCCUGGGGUGCCCCAGAUCUGCAUCCUCAUCACAGAUGGCAAGUCCCAGGAUGAUGCCGAGGGGCCGGCAGCAAAGCUGAAGAGUCAGGGUGUCAAGAUCUUUGCAGUGGGGGUUAAGAACGCUGACCACAAGGAGCUCGUUCGUGUGGCCUCAACGCCUACUGAUGCCUUCUUCUCCUACGUUGGUGACUUCAAGCUGCUGAGCACACUGGUGCCGCUGAUGACACGCAGAGUGUGCACGAGUGUCGGGGGUACCCUGCGCCUGCUGGAUGGGCAAAGCCAUACUGGCCCUUCCAACCUAGAGAUCCUGGAGCGGGGCUUUGACCAGCUGCGGAUCCGCUGGACGGCAGCCAGUGGCCCUGUCACAGGCUACCGGGUCCAACAUGUGCCGCUGACAGGGCUGGGGCAGCCGAUCAUGGCAGAGAGGCAGGAGGUGAGCCUGGGGCCACGGGAGAUGAGCACUGUGCUGCGGGGACUGCGUGUGGGGACGGAGUACCUGGUCACUGUCACUGCCCAGUAUGCCAACAGCAUCGGCGAGUCAGUGUCCAGCCGAGUACGGACCCAAAGCCGUGCUGGCUCCAUGCUGGAUUUUCGCGUGGUGGAGACCGGAGCAACCUUCCUGCGGCUGGCCUGGCAGCCUGGCCCUGAGCUCCCCCAGGGCUACAGCCUCAGCUACACCAUGCAAGGAGCAGCCCAGGGGGAGGAGAAGAGCCUGGGGGCCAGUGCACAAUCAGCCACACUCAGCAACCUGCGCCCCGACACGGAAUACGUGGUGGUGCUCCGACCCCGCUACGCACAGCAGCCUGCUGUCCCUGCCACCCUCACCGCCCGGACACGGCAUCCAGUGGGUGUGCAGCACUUGGCUGUCCACAACAUCUCAGCACAGAGCAUGCUGCUGACCUGGCAGCCUGUCAGCGGUGCCACUGGCUACCGGCUGUCCUGGGCGACCCUCGCAGGGCAGGACAGGCACAGGGUGGACCUGGAUGCUGGGCGAACGUCACACGCACUCGUGGGGCUGCAGCCCAAUACCGACUACGUGGUGACGGUGGCCCCGCUCUUCGGGGAGCUGGAGGGGCCCACAACCACCGUGCGGCAGAGGACAGAGGCAGGUACGGACCAGACGCUGCAGACCAACAUCCUGGGUCCCACAUCCAUCCAGGUGCUCUGGACCAGUGCCCGUGAUGCCCGUGGCUACCGUCUAGAGUGGAAGAGAGCCACAGGACCAGAGCCCCCUAGAACGGUGUCUCUCCCCAGCAGCACCAAUACUUACCAGCUGACUGGGCUGAAGCCAGGCACCGAGUACCGCAUCACCCUCUACACGCUCUAUGAUGGUGGGGAGGUGGCCACCCCUGUCACCACCUUCCAGACAGGUGUGGAGGGGCCCGUGGGUGCUGUGUCAGACCUGCGGCUUGUGGAGGAAUCGGGCAGGUGGGUGCGACUGAGCUGGACCAGUGUCCCUGGUGCCACCGAGUACAAAGUGGUGGUGCGCAACAGCCAGGACGGCACGGAGAGGACGAGGCGCAUCCCAGGCAGCCAGACAGGGCUGGAACUGGGUGAUCUCCGGGAGGGCAUCACCUACCUCGUGCGUGUCUCAGCGCUGGCAGGCAGCCGGGAGGGCAGUGCUGCCACACUCCCCAUCCGUCUCAAGUACCCAGCUGUGGGCAGCAUCUCGGAGUUGAGGGUGACGGAGGCCAGUCCCAGCCAGCUGCGGGUCACCUGGCGAGGGCUACCAGGUGCUGGGGGAUACCUGCUGACGUGGCGAGGCAGCGAUGGUGUGAAGCAAUCCCGCUUCCUCCCUGCCGAUCCCACCAUCUUCACCAUCGAGGGGCUGCGUGCUGGCAUCGUCUACACCGUCGGUGUCUCGGCUAUCAUGGAUGGCCGCGAGGGCAGCCCUGUCACUGCCACAGGACGGAUAGCACCUGAGCAGGUGGGGACAGUGACCCAGCUGGAGGUGCAGGCAUCCAGGAGCAACGUUGCCCGUGUCACCUGGGUUGGUGUGCCAGGAGCCACCGCCUACCGCGUGGUGUGGAGCCGUAGGGACGGGGGCUCUGAGAAUAGCCGGCGAGUUCCUGGACACACCAACUCCUUUGACAUCCCCGACCUGGAGGGAGGUGUCUCCUACACUGUGAAGGUGACGGCACUGAUCGGCAACCGGGAGGGCAACCCCGUCUCCAUUGUCGUUACCACCCCGGAGGCAGUCCCACUGCCCCUUGUCAGUGGCUUCCAGGUGACGGAAGCCUCGGAGACCCGCCUGCGCCUGGCCUGGUUGCCGGCAGCUGGCAGCACUGGGUACCGCCUGGUCUGGCGCCUGGCUGAAGGGGGGCCCCAGCGCAGCCAGCAACUCCCAGCCACCUCCAGAUCCUAUGACCUGGCGGGGCUGGAGCCGGGCCGGCGCUACCACAUCAGCAUCACCAGCCUGGUCGGUAGCCGAGAGAGCGAGCCAGCCACUGUCACUGCCAUCACUGCCACCCCAGGCCACAUCACCAGCCUGCGAGUGACAGACGUGCGGAGAGAUUCAGUGACACUCACCUGGACCCCAGUCCCUGGUGCCUCUGGCUACAUCCUUUCCUGGAGCCCUCCUGCAGCCGGUGGGGAGAGGGGGCGGACGCUGCCCGGCGCUGCCAGCUCCCAGCAGGUCUCCGGGCUGCGUCUGGGCCAGCUCUACACCUUCACCCUCCGCCCGCUCCUGGGGAGUGCCCCCGGCGCUGAGACAUCCGUCAGCGAGCGCACAGUCUGCAGGGAUGCCCGCGGUGAUGUUGUCUUUCUGGUGCAUGGCACCCGUGACAGCUCCUCGGGUGCCGACACUGUCCGCACCCUCCUCUCCAACACUGUGUCCGCCCUGGGGCGCCUGGGCCCUGAGGGCACCCAGGUGGCUCUGGCCACAUACAGCUACCGCAGCCUGCCCUGGCUGCUCCUCAACCGCUCCAGCGACCUGCCCGCCGUGCUGGAACAGAUCCGCACCAUGCGCUACGAGGAGCCCAGCGGCAAUGCCAUCGGGGCAGCCAUUACCUUUGCCAGGACCUACCUGCUGAGCCCUGGCGCAGGGCGCCGGCCCAGUGUACCAGCGGUGCUGGUGGUCCUGGCUGACGGCCCCUCUGGGGACGAUGCCAUCGCUGCAGCCAGGGACGUCAAGGCUGGGGGGGUGCAGGUGCUGGCGGUGGGCUUGGAGGGGGCAGACCGGGAGCAGCUCCGGAGCAUGGUCACCAGUGAGGACCCGCGGUACAUCUACCAUGGAGACAGCCUGACAGAACUGGAGGGAGAGCUCACUGAUGACCUCUGCACCAUCAUCUCCACCAGGCCAGAGCCAGAACUGAAACCGAAGCCCUGCACUGUGCAGUGCCCCAAGGGUGAGAAGGGAGAUCGCGGCGAGACAGGACCACGGGGGCCAAUGGGACUUUCUGGCCUAAAGGGGGAGAAAGGUGAACCGGGAGAGCCCAGGGUGAUCACAGACGGAGAACAGGGGCUGCCGGGCCGGAGAGGGGAGCCAGGUGUGCCGGGCAGACCUGGCCCCCCUGGGAUCCCCGGCCCACGGGGACCCCUUGGUGAUCCAGGCCCCCCUGGUCCAGUUGGACCCAUGGGGCCACCAGGACCUCCAGGAGAGUUUGUGAAGGGAGAAAAGGGUGACCGAGGGGAAAGGGGCCCCCCUGGACUCGUGGAUGGGGCAGCACCUCGAGGGGAGCCUGGACCCCCGGGCCUGCCUGGGGACCCCGGGCCCCGGGGACCUGCCGGGCCCCCUGGCCUGAAGGGAGAGAAGGGUGAUGGCACAGAAGGUUUCCCAGGGUCUCCUGGCCGCCCCGGGGACCCAGGAGAUCGGGGCCCUCGAGGACCACCAGGGGAGCAGGGCAGGAAGGGAGACCGUGGGGCACCAGGAGAGCUGGGAGAGAUGGGAGAGAAGGGGGACCGUGGUGUGCCAGGCCCUGAGGGUGAGAAGGGUGAGACAGGAGCCCCGGGGCGCCCAGGGCCAUCAGGCAGAGAGGGAGCUCCAGGACCGGCUGGCCCCCGGGGAGAGAAGGGCGAUCCAGGACCACCUGGCAAGCCAGCUCCUAUCGUGGCUGGUGUUGGAGGAGAGAAGGGUGACAGAGGAUUCCCAGGACCAGAAGGACCUCCUGGCCCCAAGGGUGAUACAGGAGAUAAAGGUGCCCGUGGUGCCCCUGGCCUGAGCAUCCCGGGACCAGCUGGUCCCAAAGGCGAGCAGGGCGAUCGGGGUAAUGUUGGCCUCACAGGCAGGAGUGGCCCAAAGGGUGACCCGGGGGAGCCAGGGGAGAAGGGGGAACCGGGCCGAGCAGGCACUCCAGGGCAGACUGGGGUGCGAGGCAAGGAGGGUGAAGCAGGUCCGCCUGGCAAACCUGGAGACAGGGGUCCCCGGGGCCUCCCUGGCUACCGAGGCCUCCCUGGGGAGAAGGGUGACCCAGGUGACCCAGGUCCUGAAGGCAGGAAUGGCAGCCCUGGAGCACCAGGGAACAAGGGUGACCGUGGGGAGCCGGGGCCUGCUGGACCUCCAGGACGAACCGUGGACGUGGGGCUCGGAGGAGUGGGGGAAAAGGGUGAGAAGGGGGACCCCGGGGACCCCGGCGAGGAUGGUGCGAAGGGCGCCCGGGGCGAUGCCGGCUCCCCUGGCCUGCCUGGAGAGAGGGGUUUGGAGGGUCCCCGUGGUUCCCCUGGUGCUCGGGGUGAUCCUGGGGACCGAGGCCCUCCAGGAGAGAAGGGAGACCGUGGCCCACCAGGUCUGGAUGGCCGCAAUGGGCUGGAAGGCAAACCUGGGCCACCGGGCCCUGCUGGGCUGCGGGGGGACCCGGGCAAGCAGGGGGACCCUGGCCGGGAUGGGCUGCCUGGGCUGCGUGGGGAGCAGGGACCGCCUGGCCCUGUUGGCCCACUGGGACCACCUGGCAUCCCUGGCAAACCUGGUGAGGAUGGCAAACCCGGCCUCAACGGCAAGAAUGGAGAAGAUGGAACACCAGGAGAGGAUGGGAGAAAGGGAGACAAAGGUGAUAUGGGACCACCUGGUAGAGAGGGCCGCAGUGGUGCCAAGGGUGAGCAGGGGGACAGAGGUGUGCCAGGCCCUCUUGGCCCCCCUGGCCUCCCCGGUGUCCCAGGGCAGGUCGGCCCCCCAGGCCAGGGCUCCCCAGGCCUCCGUGGGGUGGCUGGACCAAAGGGGGACCCAGGGGAGCCCGGACUGCAAGGAGAGCCCGGGCGACCUGGCAGCCCUGGAGUACGUGGAGACCCUGGGACUGCAGUGAAUGUUGAGCGUAGCCUGGAAGCUCUUGGCAUCAAGGUUUCAUCCCUGAAGGAGCUCACGGGUGCCUAUGAUGGGAGCUCAGACUCAUUUCUGCCAGUGUCCGAGCGGCUGCGGGGCCAGAAGGGCAGUCGGGGGGAUCCAGGGGAGAGGGGUCCCCCAGGCCGAGAGGGCUCUUUAGGCUUCCCUGGCGAACGAGGACCCAAAGGUGACAAGGGGGACCCAGGCACCCCUGGCCCCCAGGGCCCCAUGGGCCGGGCCGUGGGUGAGCGGGGUCCCGAGGGCCCGCCUGGGCAGGCUGGGGAGCCUGGCAAGCCAGGCAUUCCCGGGGUGCCAGGCCGGGCUGGGGAGCUGGGGGAACCCGGGCGGCCUGGUGAGAAGGGCGACCGGGGUGAGAAGGGCGACCGAGGUGAGCAGGGCAGGGAUGGCUUGCCCGGACCCCAAGGACCCCCAGGACCCAAGGUGGACGUGGCGGAGGGCAGCCUCAUGGGCUUCCCUGGCGAGCGCGGCCCUGUUGGACCCAAGGGAGCGAAGGGUGAGCCUGGAGUCGAGGGUGAGCGGGGACCCAAAGGAGAUAAGGGUGAAGGUGGCUUGCGGGGUGACCGAGGGGAGCCUGGCGAGAAGGGCAGGGAUGGUGCCCCGGGUCUUCCUGGUGAGAGAGGGCUGGCUGGCCCCGAAGGGAAGCCGGGCUUGCCAGGCUUCCCUGGAGUGCUGGGACGCCCGGGCAACCAGGGAGACCCAGGACCCCCAGGACCUCCGGGCAGCACUGGCCCACCAGGGACCCAGGGCCCAGCUGGGACCAAGGGUGAUCCAGGGGAGCCUGGCUCUGGCAUCCGUGGCUUGCCUGGUCCCCAGGGCAGCAUGGGGCUGCCAGGGCCCCCUGGCCCCCCUGGUCCAGGGGGCCCACCGGGUGUCCCCGGGCAACCAGGACAAGUGGGGGAGAGUGGGAAGCCGGGUGUGCCAGGCAGGGAUGGUGUGCCAGGGAAGGACGGCGAGGCGGGCAUGCCUGGGAAGAUGGGCAUGCCAGGGCCUUCGGGCCCUGCCGGUCCCAAGGGAGAGCCAGGGGAUGCUGGAGCCCCAGGGCAGGCCAUCACUGGCCCCCCCGGCCCCAAAGGCGAGAAGGGAGAGCCGGCGCUGCUGGAGGGUGUGCUGGGAGAGCCUGGCUCCAAGGGUGACAGAGGCUUGCCAGGCCCUAAGGGCGAGAAGGGGGAGCCAGGACGAUUCGGGGAGCCAGGAGAUCCUGGGGAAGAUGGAGCCAAGGGGUCUUCUGGAGCCAAAGGGGAGAAGGGAUCACCAGGUGUCGGUGCACGGGGACCGCCAGGACAGGAUGGGCCUCCAGGUUUGAAGGGGGACACUGGCUUACCAGGAUUACCAGGACCCCCAGGCUUAGCAGGCAUUGCUGGGACACCAGGACAGCCAGGCCUGAGAGGGGACAAUGGGCAGCCUGGCCCUCCAGGUCCCCCAGGAGAGAGGGGUUUGAUCGGCUUUCCAGGCAGAGAUGGCACUGCUGGACCACCAGGACCUGUGGGACCACCAGGACCGGCUGGCAUACAAGGGGCCCCUGGCGUGAAGGGUGAUAAGGGCGCUCCAGGAGCUGGGCUGCCAGGAGCCAGAGGCGAGCGUGGAGACCCGGGGCCACGGGGUGAAGACGGUCGCCCAGGGCCAGAAGGGGAUCGUGGGCCAGUGGGCUUGCCUGGGAACCGGGGGGAGCGUGGGGACAAGGGGGACCUUGGGGCCCCAGGACCUAAAGGAGACAAGGGAGAUACUGUGGUGGUAGAGGGGCCGCCUGGAGCACGGGGCAGCAAAGGGGAACCGGGAGACCGAGGCCUGAAGGGCACAGAAGGGGACAAGGGGGACAAGGGGGAGCAAGGCAUGCCUGGAGAGAAGGGGAUGAGGGGUGAGCAAGGCGAGAAGGGCUCCACAGGCUUCCCUGGGGCACGCGGCCCUGGCGGGCAGAAGGGAGAGGUUGGAGCGUUGGGAGAGCCUGGUGAGCCGGGUCAGCCUGGCCGUGACGGGAUCCCUGGAGCUCGGGGAGAGAAGGGGGACAUGGGACCCAUAGGCAUGCGAGGCCUCAAGGGUGACCGGGGCAUGAAAGGUGCCUGUGGCCUCAAUGGGGAGAAGGGUGAGAAGGGGGAUCCAGGGAUCCCGGGGCGCUCAGGGCUGUCAGGGAGGAAAGGGGAGCCGGGAGAGCUGGGUCUGUCGGGACCACCGGGCAUCCCCGGGAAGGAAGGGCUCAUGGGACCCAAGGGCGACCGGGGAUUUGAUGGGCAGCAGGGAGCCAAAGGAGAUCAGGGGGAGAAAGGAGACCGGGGCGCCCCUGGCAUUAUCGGUGGCCCUGGUCCCCGGGGUAGUGAUGGUGCUCCUGGCCCCCCUGGACCUCCAGGGAGCAUUGGCCCACGAGGUCCUGAGGGCAUGCAAGGCCAGAAGGGGGAGAGAGGCCCCCCUGGACAGUCAGUGCCGGGUGCACGCGGCGUUCCUGGCAUCCCCGGUGAGAGAGGAGAGCAGGGCAGUCCCGGCACCCGUGGGCUCCGUGGGGAGAAGGGGGAGCCAGGCAUGACGGAGGAUGAGAUCCGUGCCUUCGUCAGGCAGGAGAUGAGCCAGCACUGUGCCUGCGGUGGCCACUUCCCACGGCACCUGGAUUCACGUGAGCAUUCAGGAGGCUGGGGGGCUCAGGCCAGGAGCAGCUUCCGCUCUGCCCAGGGAGGAGGAAGAAUCGUUCGCCAGGAGAGGGAGCAUGGCCAAACAGAGCCAUUCCCUGCUGGCAGCGCUCACACAGUCCCUGUGCUCAAGUUGUCACACACUGAAGAGGAGGAGGGGCAGGACAGGGAGAUCAACCUCGACACAGAUGACCUUGAGUAUGACAGCAUGUAUGAUGAUGAGGAGGAAUUUGAUGGGGCCCCGGAGAUGGACAGCUCAGAGCAACCUGCAAUGGAUGCUGAGCCCUGCAGCCUGCCUCUGGACGAGGGGCACUGCCAGCACUACACCCUGCGCUGGUACUACAACCAAAGAGUCACGGAGUGCCGGCCCUUUGUCUACAGCGGCUGCCAGGGCAACCUCAACCGCUUCGACAGCAAGGAGGAGUGUGAGCUGCACUGCAGGCAGCACCCAGGGGCAGGUGCCCGUGAUGUUGCCAGUGGCAAGACAGGAGGGCAGCCAAAGGUGUAGGUGUGGGCAGUGUCCUGGCAGGCAGGGCUGCCUGGAGGUGGGGCCCGGCUGCCACCCCAGCUGGGGCUGGGCUGGGCUGCCCAUUGUGGCAGGGGCCACGUACCCACCAGUCCCUGGCAGGAACCUGGUGCUAUUUCUAAUGUGUCUUUAUGCUGCUCACGGGUUUUUCAUUUCACACCAUUUUUAUUGUCGUUAAGGUGAAAUUUAUAUCAAAUGGGAAACCACUUCCCACCAAGGUGUACCCCCUUUACCACAUGGAGGUUUCCUGGGUUGUUCCAGUUUGAUUUUUAAAUUAUUUGCUGCCAACAGGAUGGUUCUUAUCCCUGUCCCCCCUCUCUGGCAGCCCAGAAGGGCUUGGCAGGGUUGGGCUCUCCCACUCAGCCCUCUCUGCUGGGAGAGCUGCCUGCAUCCCUGGGCCGGGCAAUGCCUCCCUGCACAUCAUCCCCCAUCCCCACCCUGCAACCAACUCCAUCUGAAUAAAUUUCACCUUAACCUCAGCUGGGGCCCAGUUCCCCUUUUGUGGCUGCGAUGGUUUGGCAAUGACCUGUGGGUAGACGGGAGGCUUUCUCCAUGUUCUGCCCCCAGCUCGCAUGCCUGCCAGCAGCACAUCUGUCUGUAAUCCAGGGGGUACUUGCCUGCACCCCUGGCCUGUCAGGGAAACCCUGAGGAUGGUGCUAUGUUAGAAGAGGUUCCUGCUCGCCCAUGCUUACUCUCAAAGGCUUUGUGAAAGCGAUGUUAGCUCCUGGGGUCGCAGCCCCUGCCUCCCCCCAACCCCAGGGCUGACAGGAAUGUGCCCCUCACUGCCCUAUGGCCUGAGGGGCCGCUGGGGGGCUUUGUGGCUCCCCCACAUACCGCUGCUCUCUGUGUAUAUCUGUAUACAGCAAAUGUAUAUGUGUACCAAUGUGGGGGGGAUGUGAUAUUAAAGCUGUGCUCACA